Messenger RNA from Acanthaster planci (crown-of-thorns starfish), 3204 nucleotides. Its product is annotated as phosphoglucomutase-1-like. NCBI's taxonomy places the organism in Eukaryota, Metazoa, Echinodermata, Asteroidea, Valvatida, Acanthasteridae. Gene Ontology annotation, biological process: carbohydrate metabolic process. The record is from RefSeq and is a predicted model, not a curated record. Gene Ontology annotation, cellular component: cytosol. Gene Ontology annotation, molecular function: magnesium ion binding; phosphoglucomutase activity.
GUGCCUACGUGCAGGGACGACCGGUCGUCACGGUGUAGUAACCGGAGGAUUUUGGGAGUGUUUUUCAGUGUUUUAUCAAAAGCUCCAUGAACUGAAUACCGAAUACUCUCCACAAGAUGUCUGCUAAGACUUUCAGCGUGAAGUGCGAGGCCACUACCCCAUGCGAAGGCCAGAAACCGGGCACAAGCGGACUUCGGAAACAUGUCACCGUCUUCCAGUCGUGGCGGUACACGGCUAACUUUGUGCAGAGCAUUUUGUCGGCAAUGGACGGCGCGACCCGCGAGGGAUGCACGCUGGUGGUAGGCGGUGACGGACGCUACUACAUGAAGACGGCCGUGCAGAUUAUAAUCCAAAUUUCUGCUGCCAACGGGAUUGGCAAGCUUGUGAUUGGCCAGAGUGGCUUGCUGUCGACCCCGGCAAUGUCUUGCUUGAUAAGGAAGCGCCAGGCAGCAGGUGGAAUUAUCCUGACAGCCAGUCAUAAUCCUGGUGGCCCAGACGGUGACUUUGGGAUCAAAUUCAAUAUAUCCAAUGGAGGACCUGCUCCAGCUGGCAUAACUGAUGCCAUCUACGACUUAACAAAGACAAUCUCAACUGUCAAGCACUGCCCAGACUUGAAUGUUGAUGUCAGCUCAAUCGGGACCCAACAGUUUGACAUACAGGGCAGACAGUUUAUAAUUGAGGUUGUUGACUCCGUUGAAGACUACUUGGCCCUGAUGCGAGAGAUCUUUGACUUUGAGGCUUUGAAGAAACUAUUGAGCGGACCCCUGAAAUUUGUUGUGAAUGCGAUGCACGGAGUCGUGGGACCCUACGCCAAACGUAUCUUUUGCCAAGAGCUAGGAGCGCCAGCAGACUCAUGCCUGAACUGUGACCCCAAAGAAGACUUUGGAGGUCACCAUCCUGACCCCAACUUGACCUAUGCUGCUGACCUGGUGAACCUGAUGAAGAAAGGCGUCCACGGCUUUGGAGCAGCAUUUGAUGGGGAUGGGGACCGUAAUAUGAUUCUUGGUAAGAAUGGCUUUUUUGUGACACCCAGCGAUUCGAUCGCCGUCAUCGCCGCCAAUGCCAAGUGCAUCCCCUACUUCAAGAAGACAGGGGUGAAGGGUCUGGCCCGCAGCAUGCCCACCAGCGGAGCUCUGGACAGGGUGGCUAAGGCUGAAAGUUUGGAGUUCUUUGAGGUGCCAACCGGCUGGAAGUUCUUCGGCAACCUGAUGGACGCCGACCGCCUCUCACUGUGCGGGGAGGAGAGCUUUGGAACAGGGAGCGACCACAUCAGGGAGAAGGACGGCCUGUGGGCGGUGCUAGCCUGGCUGUCAAUCAUGGCUGCCAGGCAACAGAGCGUGGAGGAGGUCUUGAGGGAUCACUGGGAAAAAUAUGGCCGUAAUUUCUUCACCAGGUAUGACUAUGAGAAUGUCGAGUCUGAACCAGCACAGCAGAUGAUGGCAAAUCUACGUAACCUGGUGGACACCGACAAAGUGGGGAUGUUUAUUGGCCGCGAGUUUGCGGAGGGGAACAAGACAUACAAAGUGUCCAAGGCGGACGACUUUGAGUACACAGAUCCCAUUGACAAAUCCUUGUCCAAGAACCAGGGGAUCCGCAUCAUCUUCCAAGAUGGCUCGCGCGUUAUCUUCCGGCUCAGUGGCACGGGCAGCUCAGGUGCCACGGUGCGCAUGUACAUCGACAGCUACGAGUCCGACAGCGCCAAGUUCUCCCUGGAUGCCCAGACUGUCCUGCAGCCGCUGGUCAAGAUUGCUCUCGGUAUCUCGCAGCUACGAGAGCUGACUGGCCGCCUAGAGCCAACCGUCAUCACAUAAAAUACCAACUCUAAUUUUGUUUCUAAGAGACACCCUCGUUUUUCAGGAGCAAAUAGUGCAUUGGAAAGAAAAUAUGGUUUUGGAUCUCAGGGCCUUAGGCACAUUUAACUGGGUACUCCACAUAUUUAAAGUGGGUUGUACAUGUAGCUUUCACUAACAGUAGAACAAGCAAACAGGAAAGUUUCACUAAGAAGUCACUGGGGAGAGACCAGUUUCAAACACAUUAUCAGAAAAAUUCAACAUCAACACCAAACUGUACACUUUUUCAGGUAGGCUCGGCAGUUUUCAUGUUUUUUGGGCACGUAGGCUGAAGUUGAAGUUUGGCUUGAGUAUGAACAGCGAUAUGUGUUUGCUGGUAGGGUUUCCCCACUGUACAUUUAUUUGUGUGUACGUGAUACCACAGAGUGGAUGUCACACUGAGAGUCACCCCCAUGCAUGUGCAUGAUGUAGACCGUCAAGGCUUCUGUGAGGUCCACUGUACUGUGAACCACACUCCUCUUGGCAGGUGUUGUCAUUUGAAUUAACCGGUCUCUGUGUGGGCACAUUUACUCGGUAAUCCAUUACAUUUAUAUGAAAUAUGUCUGAUCACAGACUGGCUUUGGAGGUCAUGCCCUUAUGUUUGCCCAAAAAAGUUUAUUUACAAAAUGGAAUUGAUCGUCGUCUUGUUUCUUUAGCAGAUGAAAGUUCUCAUCUGAAAGGCUCACUGUUGGUUGUUGCAAGAGGGAAAUGUAAUAGAUAUUGUCAUUGAUGUGUGUAUUGAGAUAUGCUUUGUGCGAGGUGAUUUUCAAUGAGCAGCGCUAGACAGGAUCCGUCAGAAUGCCAAGAUUUACAGUUGAGUGAUGGUUAUGCCUUGUGAGACAUACAGUACUUUAAAGGAUUUUACUUCAGUUAAAAUUUAAGGAUCUACCCAAAGAAUGUCAGAAGAUGGAGUGAUCAAUGUUUCUUUUUAUCUUCCAAAAAUGCUUUUAAAUUAUUACAGUGCAUGUGAAUAGGUUGCACUUGGAGGGUAUUUAGCAUGGUUUGAAUUUUUUUAGAGUACUAACAUCAAACUUGAUAAAGGGAAAAAUUGGUACACAGGAGCUUGCCAACUUGGCCAUUGCCAAGUCAGUAGCUGGACCACUGCCGAGUAAGUAAUCGGGCCACUGCGGCAAGAUGAGUGCAAUGUGGAUUGUCUAGUCAGCUUUUAAUAGUGUGGGAUACCUCUGAAAUUAUUUGCAGGUUUGACAAAUUAGCUCAAAGUAUUUUUUUAGUUUAAGUCUGUAUUAUUUCCUCUGUGACCAGACGUUAAUAGAAUUGUACCUACAUGCAUUUCGGAUUCUACUAAUAUGCUGAUUUGAAUUAUGGAGUGAAAUUCUUAAAAGGUAUUGCAAUAAAAACAAACACUGAAAUCUUU